This is a messenger RNA of Solenopsis invicta (red fire ant), 6746 nucleotides long. Its product is annotated as thioredoxin domain-containing protein 11. The record is from RefSeq and is a predicted model, not a curated record. Bases 187 to 2940 code for a protein of 917 amino acids. The transcript is spliced from 10 exons. NCBI's taxonomy places the organism in Eukaryota, Metazoa, Arthropoda, Insecta, Hymenoptera, Formicidae.
GACUUGUGAGUUACUUCCAUCAUGCUUGUGACUAAGGGAAGGUUGAGCGGACAGGUGCAAGUUUAUAACCCUUGUAAUUGAAAGAUAAGAAUAAUUUUUGAAAAACAGUGGGGGGAGGGGGAAAGAAGAAAGGAGUUCAAAGCAAGAGAGUAACAGCGAUGCGGUGAAUAUCAAUGACGACAGGCGAUGGCCGGGCGAGUGUCCAGCGAGGAACGCGAGACCAACUCGCCGAGAAAUGCCGAUAACCUACCGCGCCAAGUUACGUCAACAUCUACGACCAAGUCGAGUAACGAUAUGGCCAAAGACAGACUAGCGAUUGAAGAACGGCUGGCCGCUAAAAUGUUUUCUUACGAAAUUAUCUGUUUCCUUUUUGUCAUCACUUUUACCGCUAUGGCUGCUCUGCAUAACUCACCACCCAAACUCUCCAGACCUCCCACAGCAAAACCUUUUUUCGAUCAAAACUCUGUGAUAUUGGACUUCUAUAAGGGUCAUCUGGAUGCAAUGAUCGAAAGGAUAACGCAAGCAGAUUUCAGCUUUGUUAUGUAUUAUGCACCGUGGGAUGCGGAAAGUCAGGCGCUUCGACACGAAUUUGAAAUUGUCGCUCAAUUUUAUCAUCCACAGGUAUUCUUCGCAGCCAUUAAUUGUUGGCAUCCCGAGUCAGAGUGUAGAGCACAGUAUAAUAAAAUCCAUGGCUAUCCAGUGUUAAUGCUGUAUCCAUCCAGAGAUUCUGGUAUUAAUUACAGAGGAAUUCGUACAGCACCUUAUAUGAUUCGUUUUCUUGAUGCACUUAUGAAUCCUAUUGUUAGAAUAACACAUAAAGAACAACUAAUGGAAUUGUUGGUUGCUUAUGACGCAGUAGUCGUUGGAUAUUUUAAUUUUACACGAUUAGAUAGAACUCCUGGAUACAGAGAGUUUUAUAAAGCCGCAAUACGGUCAUUAGAAAGAGAUCCAAAUAGAGAAUUGGUGUUUGCUAUAGUGACUAGCGCAUUAUCCAGCAAAUUGCAUUACGGAGUCUACAAGUUUCCAUCAGCAAGCUUGCUCAUGUGGAAUGAAUCUUUAAGUUAUCCAGAAGGCAAUGAGUGGACCUCCGAGAACAUCUUGAAUUGGAUCAGCAGUUCCGUUCAUCAACCGUCUCUUUGGUUACAACCUCCUGGAAUUAAGGCGCUCACUCUCGCCCCCUAUCUCCGCGAAGGACCAGUUUUAUUUCUCUUUACGCCACGAAAUCCCCUUCAUACAGAAAAUUAUAUUUAUAAUCUGAUAAGGGAGAUUGGAUUGCAAUAUUACAACUGCGCAGAUAGUAUGGUAGUGAAGGAUAUAGUCGCACGUUUAGAAGCAAAACGACGUACAGCGGUGAUUCGACACCUUUCUAAGAAUCAAGAGUGCGCUGAUUUAAAUAAAAAUAAGACCUAUACUCGGCAAAUAACGGAAUCAGUUGCUAGCAUAUCGAUUCAGCAAUGGCUCAACAAUAGUUGCUGUGCGAACGUUGCAAUGAAUAAAUGUUUAUACAAGACGAAGAUGAUGAAUCCGUUAGAUAAGAAAAUUUGUACAGACAUUUCUAAAAAAAUUGAUGUCUGCAAAGAUACAGAUGUAUUCACAAUUCCUAUCAUCAGAGAAUAUGAGAAACAGAUAUAUAAUUAUAACAAGAAUUAUAUGUCAAUAAAAUUAAAGAAAGAGCCAAAUUUAAAAGGGCUGCAUGCAGGUGUAGAAUAUAAAUCAUCAUUAUUGAAGGAAGAAAAUGAUUCACGAUCCGCAAGCACGGUGAGGAGAGAUAUUUUAAAGGAAGAAUGCAAAAAAUGGUUGGCUGGGAAUGAUUAUCAUCCUUCAUUAUUUCCACGAGAUUCUCCAAGACAGUUUAAUAUCAGCUUAAAAGAAUCAGUCUGUAAAACCAACAAGACAUUAGCAUUGAUAGCCAUUGACAGUUUGCAUUAUUUCCAUUUUGCAGAACAUCUUGGGAUUGAUAUAUCGAAACGGAAAAAUAAAACCACUGUUAUCAUCUUGGAUGCUGCAUUGGAGAGUCAAUAUGUCAUGCAUCAUGAAUUCAGCGAGUACACUCUCGUCAAUUUCAUAAAUAAUUAUACGCAAGGUUUGUUGCAACGAACAUUGCGUUCAGAUAAUUCGAAAGGUUACAGAAUAAACAAAUUGCUUGAUGAAGGCAAUGGCAGUAAUACAGAUUCACGAUCGAAGAUUCGUGUGCCAGAACUAACAACAAAAACAUUUUUGGACACUGUUUUGGAUCCAUCUAAGGAUGUUGUUAUAAUGUAUCAUUCCCCUUACUGUGGAUUUUGUAGCGCUAUAUCGUAUGUAUACUUAACAGUGGCAUAUUAUUUAUCCAACAUGAAUCACCUAACUUUUGCAAGAGUUGAUGGAGAUAACAAUGAUUUACCUUGGGAAUACAGCAUGAAUCGUUUUCCAUCCAUCUUAUUCUUUCCUGCAAAAAGAAAAGAGGACAGUACUGUGUUUCCAUUUUCCGUUCCUAUUACCAUUCCAAAUUUACUGAACUUUGUACUGGCGAACUUGGAUGGUGAUUCCCAUGUCGAAGCUCUAACCAAUAUCUGUCAGGUGGGAACUGGUGAAGCGCCGGAUAAGUGUAUCACUAGAAUUCGAAGGCUGUGCUUAGAUAUUAUUGAGCAACUUUUGCAAGAUUAUAGAAAGUUAAGGCGGCACUUAGCUUUUCUCGAUAAAAAAAUUGCGCGUAAUAAACGUAAAAUUAUUCUACUCAAAUUAGAGCAUAUCAAAGACAUUCAUUUUAUUUUAGGCUCUAUUGAUGAUCUUAGCAAAGAUCGAAAGAAGGCGCAUCUAAUUAAACGAAAGUUUUUUAAGUACUAUAACGUUAUUAGAUUAUUAGAAACAGAGGAGAAAGUAGAAAAACGAAGUUAUGAAUCUCGGAGUGCUGUACAUGUAUCAACUAUUAAACGAGAGAGAAUAAGAAGCGAAUUGUGAUAUAGAUUCCGCCUUACGAGCCAAGAUACGUCCACGUGACGAAAGAUAGUAGUAUUUUGAAAUACUUUCGGCUAAUGGAUUUAUAUCAAAUUAUAAGAAAAAUAGAUUUUUGCUCGACUAUCACUUUUUUUAAUAUAUAAAAAAAGCAAAAAGCGAAUCAAUAUAACAGUUAGUAAAGUUCAGAAUUAAUAAUCUCCGAUCUAUCUUAACUUUGCGCGAUAACCAUAAGUAAGAGUAUGUAUGAAAUUGAUACAAGAUCGUAUGUAAACAUAUGUACUUGGUUCACUGCAAGAACGUACCCAGCGCUAACGAAAAUUCGUAUAUCCCGCGUAUAUUCCCUUACAGAAGGAGAUCACCUCCCGCUCAGGUUCUUGUACUCGUUUCUUUACUGCAGGUAAUAAGAGCAUCGACUUGGAUGUUAAUUUUUGAGAUGCUACGUAUUACAGAAUAACAAAAUAAAUUAAAUUUGUAAAAGGCAUUGAAUGAAUCGACUAUUCUUAUUUGUGUUUAUUUGAUGAACUUUUGACAAAAACUAAUACAGCAUUUUUAAUGUAUUUUUUAAUGUAUUAUAAUUUUUCUUUGUAUAUCAAUUCGAUAUAUUACUUUUUAUUAUAACAAUUUUUAGUUUUUUUUUGUUAUUAUUUUAUAAUAACUCUUAUGAUAAGGUUUUGUAAAAUAAGAAUUAUUUCUUGUCAUGUUACGUUUUUUAGUAUUUAGUAAUUUGUUUAUAAAAUUUUAUUUUUUACUUUAUUGUUUUGUAUAGGGGAGACUAGGGCUAUUCGGAAGACUUUUUUUCUUUUGCGCAUCUCCUGAGUCUUAUAUUCAUUAUAUAUAUACUAUAUAUAUUAAAAAAAAAAAAGUUGUUUGAAAGGUUGAACCUUCCCCUUCACAAUGCCGUUAUAGAUAGAAUACGGAAAUGUACUUGCUUGGAAGUACUUAUAAAAAUGUCGACCAAUGCUAAAUAUUUCGAAUAGCCCCGAGCCCGGGGUAAUUCGAAGCUAGUUCGGGAAUAUUCUGAAAUUUGUUUUAAAAUUAAAAAAUGUAAAAAAAGUUAUUGUUAAGACUUUGUUUUAUUCAGAAAAGGAUAUAUAGUAUUAUGAAGAAAUACCACAUACAAUAAAAAAAUGCAAACGUACAAUAGAGAAUUUUAUUGCUUUACCGUUUUCGGAACAAGUCGAGGACUAUUCGUAUUUCGUGUGAUUACAUCUGUUGAGUAUUAAAUUGUAUAUUUUGAUACAUAAAACGCGAAUAUGAAAGAAAAAAAUCGUCUGAAUGACGGUUCGACGUUUGGUGUUUUGAAUAGCGAUGUUAACUGUGCGCAUUAUUGCGUAUGAUCGACAAAAGCAAACAUCACACAGCAAAAAGUAAACACGAAAUGUUUCAAAUACAUUCAACUGAACACACGAUACAUUUAAAGUUUUUAAAAUCUUAUUUAUCUUACUUAAAUUUUGAAGAAAUGUUAACUAUCAGAAAUUACUUCGACUGUCGCAAAACACAUUUUUCACUACUACGACUUCAAUAUGACGCCGUUGCCAACGAAACUCUGUUAGCAGCAUCGUUACAUUAGGACGCGUUUACAGUAUUUCAAAUAAAUUUUUAAUAUGUACCCAUAAAAAGAUAUUUCCAUUUUUUGAAUUGCCCUGGUCUCCCCUAUUGUUAUUAUUGUAAUAUUUAAUUAUAAAAACGAUCUUUAAUAAAAAUAUGUUUGUAUUAUGUAUUUAACUAUUUCGUAAAUCAUAGACAAUUAUGUAAUUUUAAAUACAUAUUACGAUUUUGAUUUAAUCCCACUGAAAUGUAGAGAUUAUUUCAUGUGUUUAAUUUUUUAACAAUAAUUACGGGCCUCGAGCGUGCCAUAUUUACAUAUACGGUACUGAGUAACACGCAAACUUCGGUAUGUUCUUGCUGUGAACAGAGUAUAGAACGUUAACACAAUAUAAAGGCAGAGUAUCUAUUUAAAAUUCCAGAACAUUUGCUUCUUCAAACGUAGAUUUGUAAGAAUCUUGAAUGUGAAAACUUCUGAGCAUUAUUCUCGAGUAAGGGAGAGUGGUUUCUUAUAUUUAAGAAAAACUUAGAGAAAAAAUUAGAGAUUACCUAAGGGCUAAAUUUUCAUAAAAAUUCAAUUCUAUAUUUGUCACUAUUUGUCCAUAAUAUGGGGCAAAUAGUGACAUUUUAGGGGGCAAGUGAUAACAAUUGAUGUUUUAAAUAAAACGGUCUUUUAUAUUGUACGUAUAUGUUAGUAAUGGCUGUAGAAAAAAAAAUAAAUCACGAAUAAUAAAAACGAAAUAUCGUAAAUGCAAGACAGAUUCGUAAUUUAUAAGAAAACAAUAUAACAAUUUAAUCAAAAUUUAAUUGUUUACUAAUUAGAAUUUUGAGUAAUGAAUUUAAUUGUCCACUCUUUCUAUGAACAAAACAACUCUAACUUCUCUAUGAACAAUUCUACAUUUGUUACUAUUUGCUCUAAAAGCUAUUUUUUUCUUUAAAAUUUUACCGAGAGAAACCAAUUUGAUAUCCAAGUAUACGAAUUAUAUCAAAAUACAUGAAAGAAGAUACUGUACGAUACAGAAUAGGUUAAAUAUCGUUCAAAGAUUCAUCAAUCAACAAAAUGUACUUUAAAGUAUCAAAACAAAAUCCUGGUUUAACCUUGCUUUCACGAAAACAAAAUUUUAAGCUUAUGCUUUAGUCAAAUUUGGCUUUAUAGUUUCACCGUUAAAAAAAAAAAAAUAGAUACUUGAGAACUAUCUUUGUAUUGAUGGUGGGUGAUAGAAUAGAUACGGGAAAGAGAAGAAAUUUAAAUUGUCACUAUUUGCCCCCCUCUCUCCCUUACAAAAUUCUUAAUUUAAUUUACAAAAGAGCUUUUAAAUAUAUCUUUGAUCUAUUGUUUGUUUUUAGUUGCGUUAAUUCAUUAAGAAUUGUUACUUAAUCUAUACUUGGAUGUGUAAAUUAAUUUGUUGUCUUUACAUUCGGUGUCUUUUAACUCCUUCUUAAAAUUAAAUAUUUUCUCAAUUUUUUAUAAUUUUCAAGUGCGGAUUUCUAUAUUUGCAAAAUACUAUAAACUUUGGCGAAGCAAAUGAUAACUUUACAAAACAGCAAUGAAUAUUUGCCGUUUUAAAAACAUUUCAAGCAUUAUAUUUUUUUUCGCAUUUUAUUAAAAAUUAAUGCUGCUGAACCCACAAAUAAUUUAUUUUGCUUUUUUUCACGAUGAUACUAGUGAAUCAUAAAACGAUUCAUAAAAUGUGUAAAACAUGGUAUUAGAAAUUUUAUUUUAUAGCGCAACAUUUGGUCAUAUGCCAUAAAGAAGUCAUCUAUACUUUUGGCCUGAAAAAUUCAUGUAAAUUUUUCCCUACACUUAUUGUUAGCCUUGGCAGAUUAUUAUUAUCUGUUCUGAUCACUCCAACAUCUAAUUGAUAUACAUUUUAAAACAGUAGAAGAAGAGGUUUGAAAAUGUUGUUAGAAUUCUUACAAUUAGUAAAAAUUAAAGAAGGAAGAUGUGCUCAAUUGACAUUCAGAAUUGAAGAAAUUUGAAAGAUAUAAGCCCAUAUUUUUUGAAACGCGCUUUUUAGUCAUUCUAUUUUCGUUAAAUGUAAACCAAGGAUAAAAUGACGGAAAAUACAUUCUAAAUACGAGCCAAAAUAUAUAUCUGAACAAUUAUAAUUAUUUUUGUCAGCCAAAAACAACACAUUCCAAUAUAUACAAAAAGUCAAGAAAAAAUGAUAUAUACUCAUUUGCAAAUUUUAUAGUGUCGGUUUUGUUGGUGCAAUAUGUGUAAAUUUAUGUAAAUAUUAUAUAGUAAAUCUGUAUGUAUAUAU